AUGGCAAGCAACCAGAUCUACAUGACAUGUGAUGAUUUGGUUGUACUGCCUAUGUCGUACUCAGAGGCAGCACUCGAUCGAUGUGGCUACAACAUCACCCCAUUGUCAGCAAACACCUUUGCCCCUGUGCUCUCAGAGGAACAUAUCUUGGCUUCUCUGAUGCCCCAUGAAGCAUCAAGGGCCACAAGCCCACUUCUCCAGUCAUAUACUUGGGUACCACAUGAUGAUGCCUCUGAGGAACCAGAACCUGAUGACGUCACACCACCCACUGUGAGGCCAUACUCUCACCAACGUGGUGUGGAACUACAACAGAGUCCACUUGACUCCUCCAGCUAUGGCCGCAAAUGGGACCAGUUGAUGUCUGAGAUAGAAAACAUGGGCAAAAUCAUUAUAGACCUGGAUGCAAUCGCAGCCAAUCUACAUGCUGAACUGGACAUCACCUCGUCCCAAGCAAAGAACAGUACAGAGGACCCAACAUCCUUGGCAGUGAUGUGCUCUGGCACAGGAACAAUCAUGAUCAGCAAUCACCAUCUUGAUCAAAUGGCAUUUGCAACCACUGUUAUGAAUGGUGCCACACUGAUUGCAAGUGGGCAACAGAUGCAAAGUGCUGAUGGUAUUUUGCUGGAACCACUGUCACUCAAUGAAGCCAAAGCACAUGAUGACUGGCACCAGUGGAAGGAAGCAAUGGACAGUGAAAUGGCAAGUAUGGACAAAAUGAACAUAUUUGAGCUCGCUAACAUCCCAAUGGACACAAUGAGAUAUAAAGCUCAGCUAGUUGCCCAAGGGUAUGCUCAAUGUCAGGGACUCAAUUAUGAUCAGAUGUUCAGUCCAGUUGUGUGGUUACAAACAGUACAAAUGCUGCUUGCUAUAGUGUGCUGGUAUGGCCUGCAUAUCAUUCAGCUCAAUGUAAGUACCACAUUCCUGAAUGGAAAGAUCAAUAAAGAUGUCUACAUCCGAAUCCCACCAAUGUUCAAGAUGAACAAGACUGAAGGGAAGUGUUAUAGACUGAAGAAAGCACUAUAUGUCCUCAAGCAAGCUGGGUGCCUGUGGCACACUGCCCUUGAUGAGCAACUUCAGGCCUUUGGCUUCAAGCAAUGUCAAGCUGAACUGUGUGUAUACAUGUGUGGUGUCAAUGAUGCAAUGGUCCUUCUUGCAGUCUAUGUAGAUGACCUGCUCAUCAUCAGACCAAGCAACACAUGGGUUCAAUCAGUGUGA
Messenger RNA from Ustilago hordei, 1215 nucleotides. RefSeq lists its product as uncharacterized. The transcript has 4 exons. NCBI's taxonomy places the organism in Eukaryota, Fungi, Basidiomycota, Ustilaginomycetes, Ustilaginales, Ustilaginaceae. The record is from RefSeq and is a predicted model, not a curated record. Bases 1 to 1215 code for a protein of 404 amino acids.